AUGGCUGCCAAUACGACUGACAUAUGCGCAAGCGUGCAACCCUAUGGCACAUCGGGUGGCCCAGUAAAUACCUGCGCGUACAGAGUUAAUGCGACGGCCGAUGCUCUUGGAGCAACUGCCCGGUGCUGUGGAUUGAACAAUGACCCUAUUGACUACACUCCAUCGAUGGCGCCCCCGAACUGUUUCAAAGUCUGCAAUAUUUUAAAUUACACAUCGGAUCGGUUGCAGGACAACUCGGUGACGCUCUCAAAUUGUCUCGGUAAAGCGCUGGGAGGAGAGGUUGGGCAUGUCUUUUGUAAUUAUAAGGACGACAAGAAGAGCGCCGCAGCGAGCGUGCAUCGAAGAGGCGUGAGUUGGUCGGCAAUUGGAAUAGUCGGAAUUCUGGUCGGGACGCCAUUUCUGGCCCUGUAA
Venustampulla echinocandica is the source of this 411-nucleotide messenger RNA. RefSeq lists its product as uncharacterized. The record is from RefSeq and is a predicted model, not a curated record. Lineage: Eukaryota; Fungi; Ascomycota; Leotiomycetes; Helotiales; Pleuroascaceae. Bases 1 to 411 code for a protein of 136 amino acids. The transcript has a single exon.